UUUGCAGAUCCACCUUUGGUCACAUUACGCUUGGGGUCAACUCUGACACCGGAUGAUAUCAAGGAAGGCGACGAUGUUUACUUCGAGUGUCACGUACAAUCGAAUCCUCAAUGGCGGAAACUCUUGUGGUUACAUAAUGGCAUACAUUUGGAACACAAUACCUCGGCUCGUGUCAUCCGGUCAAAUCAAAGUUUAGUACUGCAAAAGAUAACGAAACACUAUGCGGGCAACUAUGCUUGCAGUGCCAUCAACGAUGAGGGUGAAACGGUCAGCAAUCAAUUGCCAUUGCGUGUGAAAUACACACCCAUUUGCAAGCACUCGGAUCGCGUUAUACUAACUGGCGCCUCCAAGGAUGAGACAGUGGAAGUUGUAUGCGAGAUACAAGCGGAUCCUCCGCCACGAACAUUUCGCUGGAAAUUCAACAACUCUGGCGAAACUCUCGAUGUGGGCAGUGAACGAUUCAGCGUGAAUGGUAGCCGCAGCAUUUUAAAGUACACACCAGUCACUGAUCAGGAUUAUGGCACAUUGUCAUGCUGGGCAUCCAACGAGGUUGGCACACAGCAGCAUCCCUGUCUCUUUCAAGUUGUCCUGGCAGCUCUGCCGAAUGCCGUCAGCAAUUGUACCGUCUUCAACCGAACCGAGUUGAGUGUUGACAUACAAUGCAUACCCGGCUAUGAUGGCGGACUGCCACAAAUAUUUGUGCUCGAAAUGUUUUCAACACGCACCGGCGUCACCAGAUUCAACUUAAGCAAUCCUGAGGAAUCGCUAUUUUCAUUGGAAAAUUUGGAUACUUUAACCUCGAUGAUGGUGCAGGAGAAUAACUCUUUGCGUUUACGCAUUUAUUCGUACAACCAGAAGGGACGGAGUGCAGUGUAUCUUUUGCCCGAUUUCAUAAUUGGUUCAACAGCUUACAAGACAGACGACGAUGUAACACUGACAUUGUCACCGGUGAUUGUUGGCAGCGUUCUGACCAUCAUAAUUAUUGGUGUGGCCAUCGCGAUACGGAUAUUUGUGGUGACAUUUGUACACAAUUUGCGACGCAAUCGUCAACAUGGCAGCAAGGCAACGGCAGCCGGUGUAACUGCCCAACCAAAUGAUGUCUUUAAGAGUGGAAAUCUGGAGAAACCUCGUUGGCAACAUACAGACAUAAAGACAAAGUCAUCAGAGGAUUUGGUUGAAGAUGAACGUGAUCCGGACGUUAUACCCUCUCAAUAUGUUGGCGGCAGCAGCGCUGGCAGUAGCGGAAGCAAUGCCUCCAAUGUGGGCACCACCACAGGCAGCAGCACAUCCACAGCGGUGGUGGCAUCAUCAACAGGAGCAGGAGGAGCUGGAACAGGAGUUGCUACAGCUUCGGCCACAGUUGCUGGCGAAUUUGCAGCAGCCACGUCGGUAGUUGGCAAUGCUGGAGGUGGUGCAGGAGUCUCCAAAUGGUCACCCAAUGGCAAUAUUCAACCGACAACGACGACGACGACGACUACGAUGCUGUGUGGUGGGGAUCCAUCGUCGAGUGCAACGGUCACCUACAAUCAAAUCAAUGCGCAGAGGGCGCAACUCUUGGCUGCCGUGGCAGCUGCGGGUGGUGGAUGCAGCAGCACCGUUAUCUCGCCCACCAGCAGCAUGAUGGGCAGCCUGGGCGGUGGUGGUGGUGGCAAACCACUUGGUUUGAGUGGCACCAUAAUUGGUUCACCCACCUCACUCUCCUCGACUGCCACACUGGCGGCUCAUCAUAGCAGCGGUGUGGGUACCUUGCCACCUGGACUGGGUAGUGGCGGUGGCUAUAUACUGAAUGCUUAUGCCAGUGGACGGCUGCACCAUCCAUUGCAGCAAGUGGGUGGUGGUAAUACUGCUGGUGGUGGUAGUAUUGGUGUUACCCAUACCGCCACAUUGAAUCGACAUCAUCAUCAUAAUCAUCAUCAUCAGCUUCAGCAUCAGCAUCAGCCGCAACAUCAUUCGGGCUCCAGUCUGCUUCUGGGCAGCGCUGGCAGUGUUAUGGGCGUUGUGGGCAAGGCCAAUAACACAACAUCGACAACAACAGCAACCACCUCAUGCAAUUCCUCACAGGAUUUGGAUGAUAACAUCAAUAUAAAUGCUAUUAAGGAUUGCCUCAUGACACAGCGUGUGCCCGAGAGUUGUGUCUAAGCGCAUUCAACUUAUUGGCAAGUCGUAAGUCCUACCCCUCCCUUUUCCCCCACUAGACAUAUUGCUUACAUUUAGAUAGAUAGAUCUAUAAGUUAAGUCUGUAUUAUAGAGAAAUAUCCAUGUAAGUGUAUAUUGUAUUGUAUCUACAACAAAAAAUAGUUCUGUUCCCGUUAAGGUGCUGUGCAUAUCUUAAACUUAAAUCGUAACUUUGACUCUAGAAAAAAUCAAAGGUGAGCGGAAAACUGGCAUAUCUUUUCGAACACACAUACACAUACAUAUACAAACAGGAAAUGGAAACUCAUCAAAAGAAUGAAAACAUAUGCAUAACUAAAAGU
Molecule: messenger RNA, 2474 nt
Organism: Drosophila willistoni
Lineage: Eukaryota; Metazoa; Arthropoda; Insecta; Diptera; Drosophilidae
Exons: 11
Source: RefSeq, a predicted model, not a curated record